Molecule: messenger RNA, 1130 nt
Organism: Syzygium oleosum
Lineage: Eukaryota; Viridiplantae; Streptophyta; Magnoliopsida; Myrtales; Myrtaceae
Exons: 5
Coding region: 16-837 (273 amino acids)
Source: RefSeq, a predicted model, not a curated record
CUGACGCAGCCGCUCAUGAUUAGCGAACAGACAAAAGCUUCACCAUUUCGUCGUCUUCCUCUGCCGCGCAAAUGGCGAUUGCACUCUCCGUUUGAUCGAACUGCAAGAAGAUCGCAUCUGCGCAUCGGCGCGAUUCCCCUUCGAGCUUCGACGUCGAUGGCGUACCAUCCGGUUUGUUCCUCCGGCGAGGAGGAGGAGGAGGAGGGAGCCUGCUUCCACUGCAAGCGCGGGCCCGCUCGGCUCAGGCCGGGCUGGCGGCUCAGCAACGGCGGCUACGCGCAGCUCUGCGGCGAAUGCGCGUCUGCUUAUGAGGACGGUACAUUCUGCGAAACAUAUCACUCUAAUGCUGAUGGUUGGAGAAAUUGCAAUACUUGUCAGAAGCUGCUCCAUUGUGGAUGCAUUAUGUCAGUGCAUGCCUUCGUAGUAUUGGAUUUUGGAGGGGUUAGCUGCAUGGAUUGUUCGAGGAAUGACUUUAUUCAGGAUAUCCCCGAGGCUCAGCAGAAAUUGGAUGAAUCCCAAGCGGUUGGACUGUCUGAUGGUUCUGUUGAAGUGGCUGCUGAAAUUCCGUAUGAGGUGUAUGUAAGUGCAACACAUGCUCGAGCGGUGCUCCAUGCCACACCUGGUGAAACGGGCUUUCAAAAUGUUAUUUCCAGUGCCCCAUAUAAUGAAUCAUCUCCUCCAACUGAUUACGGAGUAAUGAUCUCUCAGAAUUCCUAUCACGGAGCAGAAUUCAAGUCCCCCGAAAGAUUUCCUUUGUAUGAUCAAUGUCUGGCCGGCGAAACCGGAAAGGAACUGCAGAAGACUUCUGAAAAGCAUCCUCCAAUAUGUUUUUAUUGAUGCUGUGUCCCCGUUACAUUAGACAGCUUGUCAGGUAACAUUUGCAGCUAUUUCUAAUCCGGAUUUGGAGAAGUUGCAAUGUGGUCUUCACAGAGGAGGAACAUAUCAUUUGAUGUUUGACAUUGCUUUGCACAAAUUAAAGGGUCCAACAACCCUUCAUCGCGUUUUCUUACGAAUGGGACUCAUAGCAUAAUUCACCCUAUAUUGAUUAAGUGACUAACUCAGAUAUCAUUUUUCGAGUUAUUGUAUGUGAACCUCAGGAAUCUUUACAUGUGAACUUUUAGAUGAUCUUU